Juglans microcarpa x Juglans regia is the source of this 816-nucleotide messenger RNA. RefSeq lists its product as uncharacterized. Lineage: Eukaryota; Viridiplantae; Streptophyta; Magnoliopsida; Fagales; Juglandaceae. The record is from RefSeq and is a predicted model, not a curated record. The coding region runs from base 1 to 816 and encodes 271 amino acids. The transcript has a single exon. Gene Ontology annotation, molecular function: RNA-DNA hybrid ribonuclease activity; nucleic acid binding.
AUGUGGUCCUGCUCUGCUGCUAUUGAUGUAUGGGGGGAUACACUGAGUCCUAUCAGCAAGUGGCCUACUGGUGCCCAUGAUCUUGUGCAGGUGUGGUUAGACUUGUGCAGCUGCUUUGACCAAAAAACAAUAGAAAGGGUGGUUGUAAUAAUGAGGGGCUUAUGGUACAGAAGGAAUAAAUUUGUUUUUGAGAAGAAGUUUUGGGGGCCAGUUAAGGUUGUACAAACAGCUGUCACGGUUCUUGAAGGUUUUUAUUCUGCAAAUGAAAAAAGAGCUAAUAUGAAUAAGGGGGAGGGUGGGGAAAGAGGAAGAUGCUACUGGAGGUGCCCUACUGAUGUUGCUUUUAAAGUUAAUUUUGAUGGGGCUGUGGACAAGGGUCUCUCGAAUGUGGGAAUGGGUGUGGUGAUUAGAGAUAGACAGGGUGAGGUGGUAGCUGCAAUGAGUAUUUCAAGAAGGGAUGUCCAAAAUCCUUUUUUGGCAGAGGGUAUGGCUCUUUGGAGAGCCAUGGUUUUUUGUAUAGAGACAGGCAUAGUGGAUGUGAUCUUUGAAGGGGAUGCAAAGGAGUUAAUAGAGGCUGUGAUGUCAGAUGAGGAAGUGGAUUCAUGGGGUGGUCAGAUUGUUGAAGAUAUUAAGCAGCUUAGAUAUCAACACAGAAACUGGAAGGUGGUAUUUAGGCAUAGGGAAAGUAAUGAAGUGGCUCACAAUUUGGCAAAAAUGGCUCUUGUGAAUGAUGAGGAGCAGAUCUGGAUGGAAGAAGUACCAAUUUUUAUACAAAAAUAUAUUGUAAAGGACAAGUGUUGUAACAAUUUACAGUAA